UGUGCGAGGUUACAUUUUCAAAUAUGGGUUGCAUUUUUGCUAAUCCGAUGAGAACUAAGUUGCAUUUCGCAUUUUACCUAUAUCCUGUAUAGGACAUCAAUAUCAGUAGUUACUUAGCUAUGGAAUAUUCCCAGACUAACAUCGAAACAUGAGGUUCAAUCGGAUUAAAAUUUUCAAUAUAUAAUCAACCGAGUUGUUCUUUUAUAUUUAUUGAUUUAUAUAGACUCAUUUUAUUUUAUUUUCACUUCAUUUCUUUUACUUUAUUAGUGUUAAACCACUAUUUCAUUUAUAGCAUUACUUGCAUUUAUCAAUAUAUCCUCAUCAUUUCUUUUGUGUAAUAAAAACCCAUAUUAUCAAUAAUGUCUCCAACUUAUACAAAAUUUACCAAUGGUCAUCUUAUAGAUAAUGGUCAAUUGUAUGAAAACGCUGAUAUAUAUAUUAACAAUGAGACCAAAAAGAUUAGUCAUGCUCCAUCCAAUGAAAAUUUGAUUACUAAAGUUAUAGAUUUACAUGGUCAAUACCUUGCUCCUGGUUAUCUUGAUAUUCAAAAUAAUGGGAUCUAUGGUUUAAACUUUUCAGCUUUAGAUGAGAAUUCAACUCCUGAAGAUAUUGCCUUGUUUGCUCAAUUUUAUAAAGAUGCUAUGAAAAAAUACCUUUCGACUGGUGUUACUGGAAUCUGUCCUACUGUUACCUCUAAUUUUCCUGAAGUUUAUAAGAAGGUUUUAAAAUUCUAUAAGAAAUCAAGACUAUCCAAUCAAUCUGAUUCUCUAGGAGCUCAUUUAGAAGGUCCAUUUAUAAAUUUAAAGAAGAAAGGUUGUCAUCCUACUGAAACAUUUGUUGAUGCCAAAGAUGGUGAAGCAAAGAAAUUGUUUGAUAUUUAUGGUGGUGAAUUAAAUGUGCUUAAUAAUGUUUGUAUUAUUACUGCUGCACCUGAAAUACCAGGUGUCUUAGAAGCAAUUCCAACUUUAACUGAGAAGGGGAUAGUAUUCUCUAUUGGUCAUACAAUGGCUGAUUAUGAAACUGGGUUGAAAGCUAUUGAAAAUGGAGCAACUAUGAUUACUCAUUUGUAUAAUGCUAUGCCUCAACCUCAUCACAGAAAUGCAGGAGUUGUUGGAUUAAUUAAUACUCCAGUCACUUCAAAUACCCCAUACUUUGGUAUGAUUGCUGAUGGCGUUCAUGUUGACGCAUCAAUGAUUAAUUUAGCAUAUAAAUCAAAUCCUGAAAAAUGUGUCUUGGUAACUGACGCAAUGCAUUUGAUUGGUUUAGCUGAUGGGACUUAUAAGUGGGAUCAACAAUACAUUGUGAAAACUGGUGAUCGUCUUUAUUUAAAAGGGACUGAUACUUUAGCUGGAGCUGCUACUACCUUACCACAAUGUGUUAGAAAUUUGAUGAAGUGGUCAGAAAUAUCUCUUCCAGAAGCAGUUAAGACAUGUACUAAUAAUGCUGCUGUUUCGAUCGGUGUCCAAAAUGAGAGAGGUUUCUUGAAUGUUGGAUGUGAUGCUGACUUUGUUGUAUUAAAUAAGGAAGGCUAUGUUCAAAAGAUUUUUAAAUUGGGUCAAGAAGUUCAAUCUUCUGAUAUAAUUGUUGAAAAUUCUAAGUUAUUAGCUUCUUUAUAGAUUUGAUUUCCUUAUUAAAUAUCUAUAUUUAUUGUAAUAAAUUUCCUUGCAUAUAUAAAAAUCAUUAAUUUAAGUUUAUAUCAAUUGUAGGAAUUUAACUACAAAUUUAUGAUCACAA
Molecule: messenger RNA, 1734 nt
Organism: Scheffersomyces amazonensis
Lineage: Eukaryota; Fungi; Ascomycota; Pichiomycetes; Serinales; Debaryomycetaceae
Gene: DAC1
Product: Dac1p
Exons: 1
Coding region: 360-1616 (418 amino acids)
Biological process (GO): N-acetylglucosamine catabolic process
Molecular function (GO): N-acetylglucosamine-6-phosphate deacetylase activity
Source: RefSeq, a predicted model, not a curated record